AUGAGAGGCCCGUCUGUCUCUUCGGUCUCCGACUCGUCGACCACAGCUACAAGCAUCAGCAGCGGUGUUACUUGGACCUCGACAGCAUGUGUUGCUUUUGGAGUUCCUGACCCUGUCGCAUGUCCGGGUGGCGCGUUGGACCCGUCUGGGAAUAGCGGAACUUCCAGCAUUGCAUCUGCUUCUUCCUCUUUGUCAGAAACCACAAGUGUCGACAGCUCUUUAGAUCCUACACCUUCGGAUCUGCCGUCUUCCACGUCCACGUCCACGUCCACGUCCAGCACGGGAGGCACAAUAUUUUCGGUUUCGUCGACGGAUAUCGCGCCAGCCCAGACAUCAGCCUCUAUCACGGCUUCGUCUUCAGCUACAAAUAGCACCCUACCGGCGCCGUGGAUCGGUCAUCCUCAAGGAAGAGGUCAUGGACACCGAAACGCCAUGAUCGUUUUCCCUCUCAUAGUUGGCAUACUCAUUUUCCUGCUGAUGGCGAUUUUCCUUUGGAGGCACUAUCACCCUUCCUCAUUCCACAAGGUCCUCGACUCGAUCCCCGGCUUUGGCUGCUUCGCUCGAUGGCGCAAGACACGGGAAAAGAAUCGCCAGACUCGCGCUAUACACCGCCUGGGUAUCUUGACUGGAGAUAAUGGUCGCUUUGGUGGAUCCGGUUCGGUCGCAGACGACACUUACAAUCGACAUCUGAAGAAGUUUGAGGAAGACAGUGCACGCGCAAAAGGCAAAUACAGCAGUGACGCAGGUCCCCACGCCCCCGGCUCUCCUUUCUCUACGGGCAACAAAAGCACCAAGAGCGGCGACACGCCACGGACCCCCAAGUUGGGGAGUCCCUGGCGAUACACGCCGACCAAGGCCGGCAACUCGGGCAGGAAUAACGAGACGGACAGCUUACAGAGCUGGGAGGAGGCGUGGUUUGCGAUGGGCAGCAUCGCGGGUGCGGCGAGGGAGAGGGGGGAGGGGGAGGAGGGCGCAGGCGGGCAGGGGUGGAGGAAACUGGGUUGA
Molecule: messenger RNA, 1005 nt
Organism: Fonsecaea pedrosoi CBS 271.37
Lineage: Eukaryota; Fungi; Ascomycota; Eurotiomycetes; Chaetothyriales; Herpotrichiellaceae
Exons: 1
Coding region: 1-1005 (334 amino acids)
Source: RefSeq, a predicted model, not a curated record